AUGGCAGGAGAAUCCACGGAAGAAGUUGAUCCAAGACAUUACUUCCAGAACCGUCUGGAUGUUGUUCAGGAAUGGCGCAAGAACAAGACCGCCUAUCCUCACAAGUUUCAGACCACAAUGUCCAUCAAGGAUUACAUCUCAAAGUAUGAAAACUUGGCGGCAGGAGAGCAUGACGACUCUGUAGUCGUUAGUUUGGCUGGUCGUGUCUCUCGCAUUGCGUCUAGUUCCUCGAAACUGAGGUUUUUGGACCUAAAGUCCGAGGGAUACAAGCUCCAGGUCUUUGCAAACUUUGCCAACCAUGACCCAGAAACUGGCGACUUUAAUGAGAUUUACAAUAAUAUCAAGAGAGGAGACAUUGUCGGAUUUACUGGAUACCCAGGAAAGUCCAAGCGUGGAGAGCUGAGUAUUUUCCCAAAGACAGCCAAGAUUUUGACUCCGUGCUUGCACAUGCUUCCUGACAAGUUCCGCCUCAAGGAUCAGGAAGUUCGGUUCAGGCAGAGAUAUCUCGAUUUCAUCAUAAACGAUGACAGCAUCAAGGUUAUGAAAAUUAGGUCACGUAUCAUUGAGUUCUUCCGGUCCUUCUUUACAAAGCGUGGAUUCUUUGAAGUUGAGACUCCCAUGUUGAAGGUGACAUCAACUGGUGCCUCUGCCAAGCCAUUCAUUACGCAUCAUAAUGAGCUCGACUUGGAUCUGUUUAUGAGAAUUGCACCAGAACUUCCACUCAAAAUGAUCAUUAUUGGUGGCUUUGAAAAGGUUUUCGAAAUUGGAAAAUGCUUCCGUAAUGAAGGAAUCGAUCCAACUCACAACCCCGAGUUUACUAGCUGUGAAUUCUACUGGGCUUACGCAGAUUACAACGAUUUGAUGACUUUGACUGAAGAAUUGUUGAGCUCACUUGUCUUUGAAUUACAUGGAACACAUCAAAUUCCAUUCCACCCAGAUGGUCCAGAAGGUCCAGAGGUGAUUGUUGACUUCUCAGCUCCAUUCAGCCGCGUUUCCUAUGUUGAUGAGCUGGAGGACAAACUAAAGACUAAAUUGACUGUUCCAUACGACUCCCCAGAGAAUUGUGAGAAAUACAUCAAGGCUAUAAAGGAGGAGGGAUUGGACAUGCCACAUCCACCCCUUCCAGCUAAAUUACUUGAUCAACUUGUUGGACACUUUAUUGAGGAUAGAAUUGUCAAGCCGACAUUCAUUAUAGAUUAUCCUCAAUGCACGUCACCUCUUGCAAAAUGGCACAGAGAACGUGAUAAUGUGUGCGAACGUUUUGAGUUGUUUGUCUGUGGAAAGGAGUUGGCUAAUGCAUAUACUGAGUUGAACGAUCCAAUAGUCCAACGCGACUUUUUCAAGGAACAACAAAAGACAGAUAUUGAUCAUGUUACCGGAUUUGUCGCCCUUACUCAUUCCCUUAAAGAAGGGGGCACAUUCACUCUUAGUAAUAAACUUGAUAAUAAUGAGAGACUAGAGGGUGGAGGAGAUAUCCUUGGUGUUGAGAAAGUCUCUGUCUACUACUGGGAUGGAGAUACAGAGUAUACUAAGCCACUUCUCCUAGAAGUUAUCAAGAGUGGUGGUCCCCCAAACGUAGAGUACUACUAUAGGUACGAAAGUGGCGAGCGAGAAUUAGGGGAUAAGAAUGAUGAAAAGGUUUGGAAAUACCAGGGGCACUCUGGAGGAUUAUCAUUACAGACCCUACUUGAUGACAGAAACUUGGCUAGAAAUAGGGUUAUUCCAUUUAAUAUUGGUGAUCCUACGAAACCUUUUAACUUUGAUUCUGCCUCUUCAAAAGGUAAAAGAAUAAAAUCUAAUGAACCUCCUACUACCCUCUCUGGGAGUGACUACACUGCUAAAACUUACAAGAUAGCUGAUCAGAAUCUGAAGUUAUCUAGAGUAGAGAAUGAUAAGAAAAAGCUUGACAUCCCUAUCCCUCAUGAUACACUUGAGGGAAUAAAACUAUACUCUUCACCUGUUAAUCCCAAUGUACCCCUUAUGUUUGAGCUCAAGUCAAGUAAUGGAGGAAAAUCUACAUUCUAUACAACUAAGGAGGAAAAUGGUAAAAAUAGCUGGACGGAAGUUGGUUAUAGUAAAUCACGGGACUUUUAUUCCGGUGGUAAAGAUAAUCUUAAACCUACCGAUAAACUUUCCGAGCAACUUGAUGAGGUACUAUGCUCGAAAGGCUAUGUUACAAUUGAUUUAUCGCAUAGUAGGUCUACGAGAGGUCAACCAUAUUGUUGUGACGAUCAUAAGGAGGAGAAGAGGGUAACUGUUAGUAGGGUCUCUGAUCCAUCCGGUUCUUCACAUAUUACGUUCUAUAAACAUGAGAUCAAGAAUGGAUAUGGUUUUGCCGGUAUCUACUACAAAACCGAUUCUGGUGAAAGAAAGAGUAUAAAGAUUAGUGGCCUUAAAAGCUCUGCAAGCGAUUCGGUAAAACUCUACACCUUCUACGACGGAAGGAUUCCAAAGCUCAUAUUUGUAGAAUCCACCGAGCAACCUAACGUUAAGGGCUGGUACAAGGGAGGUACUGCAGAUGAGUGGACAAAAGUUCUUAAUGCUCCAAGUGAGUCACCAGAUGAAGUCAAAGCUGAUAAAGACAGGGAGUUUGAGAAAUAUGUAAAGGUACUAAAGUGUAAAAUCUAUGGAACCGAUGGAACAUGUUCUGACACUGCUGCUCAAUCCUUAUCUCAAACACAAGGUGGUGCUGGUGCUCUUGGUAGUGAUGGACCUGAUGGUGGAGGCGGUGCUACUGGUCAACUCGGUGGAGAAACUAAUGGAGUUACCGGUGAUAGAGAUGCUACUAAUCAUGAUGCUGCUGGACCUCAAGGACUUACUGGACCUCCCGGACCUGCUGGUAGACCUGGUAGUAGAGUUACUGGUGAAGAAGAUGGUGCUAGUGGAGCUGGAGGAGGCCUUGGUGGAAGAGAUCAGAUUAGUAGUAGAGGAAGUAGAGAAUUUGGUGGGUUAUUGGGUUCAUUUGAUUGGAGUUCACUUACCUCUAAAUUUAGAGAUUUUGCCGGUGGAGUGGUUGAUCCUCUUAUCAAACUUAGAUCUGCUAUUGAUAGUCUACCCGGUCAAGUCGGUAUAGAAGUUGCAAAUGCAGCUCAUAAUCUGAUUUAUGUUCUUGCUGAAACUGCCAAUCCUAAUAAAAAUGGAACUGCCCUAACUGAAGGUGGUGAAAAGAGUACUCAAGGAGCUACAUCUGAUGCUGGUGACCCUGGUGAUAGAGAAGAAUCUAGUCAUGAUGCUAGUGGUAGUAGUGUUGAUAGUGAUGCUAGAGAUAGUGAUAGAGAAGAUUUUAGAGCUAAAGAUCCUGUUGUUCCUAAACCCCCUGAAGAACCUCCUGGACAUGUUGUUAAACCAAAAGCUGAUGGUAAGACCCAAGAUGAAGAUGUUAGUGAUAAAGAACUAGACUCUGGCACUUCUACUGAUGGUAAAGCUGAAAAACUUGGUGCUGAAGCUGGUAUUACAGCGGCUGCUGGUUCUGUACUAUGGACAGCGUUCGGCUCUACCUCUGGUACUCUUGCCGGAGCUGGCGGUCUUACCGGAUUUACUUACUGGAUGUACAAACGCUUGAAAGGGGACCCUUGGGCAAAAGAUUUGGGUGAUGCAGAAGCUCAGCCUCCAGAUGAGUCAUUCUGUACGGCUUUGGAAUACGGUCUUCCUCCAACGGCAGGUUGGGGAAUGGGUAUCGAUCGCUUGACUAUGUUCAUGGCUGAUAAGAAUAACAUCAAGGAGGUCAUCUUCUUCCCCACCAUGAGGCCUGUCUCUGCUCCCGCUCAAGCUCCUCCUAAUCCACAAUAA
Theileria equi strain WA is the source of this 3789-nucleotide messenger RNA. RefSeq names its product lysyl-tRNA synthetase, putative. Gene Ontology annotation, cellular component: cytosol; cytoplasm. Gene Ontology annotation, biological process: lysyl-tRNA aminoacylation. Gene Ontology annotation, molecular function: lysine-tRNA ligase activity; ATP binding; tRNA binding. The transcript is spliced from 10 exons. The coding region runs from base 1 to 3789 and encodes 1262 amino acids. The record is from RefSeq and is a predicted model, not a curated record. Lineage: Eukaryota; Apicomplexa; Aconoidasida; Piroplasmida; Theileriidae.